UUCUCUCCUCCAUUUUCUCCUUUCCCCUUCCUCCCUGCCCCGGCCCACCCUCUCCGAUUCCACCUGUCCUUCCUCCUUGCUCCUGGGGAGCCCCCGUUUUGGACUAGUUGGGGGCCACUGUCGGCGGCGGGGGAGGGGGCCCUGUGGACUGCCCUCUCCCCCCGCCCCGGCCACACCACCACCCAGCGCCAGAGCAUCUCCUCGCUGUCUUCUCGGGCCUCGAGGGAGCCCAGCCCUCCGUCCCACCAGGAUCCGUGGCGAGUGGGGGCCGCGGCAGCUGCGUCCCCAUGAGGAGGGGAGGAAGAUGCCGGCUGAGCUGCUGCUGCUGCUGAUUGUUGCCUUCGCCAGCCCCAGCUGCCAGGUGCUCUCAUCACUGCGCAUGGCUGCAAUCCUGGACGACCAGACGGUGUGCGGCCGAGGUGAGCGUCUGGCCCUGGCUCUGGCCCGGGAGCAGAUCAACGGGAUCAUCGAGGUCCCAGCCAAGGCCCGGGUGGAAGUAGAUAUCUUUGAGCUUCAGCGGGACAGCCAGUACGAGACCACGGACACCAUGUGUCAGAUCCUGCCCAAGGGGGUCGUGUCUGUCCUGGGGCCCUCCUCCAGCCCUGCGUCUGCCUCCACCGUGAGCCAUAUCUGUGGGGAGAAGGAGAUCCCCCACAUCAAGGUGGGUCCCGAGGAGACACCCCGCCUGCAGUACCUACGCUUCGCGUCCGUCAGCCUGUACCCCAGUAACGAGGACGUCAGCCUGGCGGUCUCCCGCAUCCUCAAGUCCUUCAACUACCCCUCGGCCAGCCUCAUCUGCGCCAAGGCCGAGUGCCUGUUGCGGUUGGAGGAGCUGGUGCGUGGCUUCCUCAUCUCCAAGGAGACGCUGUCGGUGAGGAUGCUGGACGAUAGCCGGGACCCCACACCGCUGCUCAAGGAGAUCCGGGAUGACAAGGUGUCCACCAUCAUCAUUGACGCCAACGCGUCUAUCUCCCACCUUAUCCUCCGUAAGGCCUCAGAGCUGGGGAUGACCUCAGCAUUUUACAAGUACAUCCUCACCACCAUGGACUUUCCCAUCCUGCACCUGGACGGGAUCGUGGAGGACACCUCCAACAUCCUGGGCUUCUCCAUGUUCAACACCUCACAUCCCUUCUACCCCGAGUUUGUGCGCAGCCUCAACAUGUCCUGGAGGGAGAACUGUGAAGUCAGCACUUACCCAGGUCCUGCGCUGUCGGCGGCCCUGAUGUUUGACGCCGUGCACGUGGUGGUGAGCGCCGUCCGGGAGCUGAACCGUAGCCAAGAGAUCGGCGUGAAGCCGCUGGCCUGUACGUCAGCCAACAUUUGGCCCCACGGGACCAGCCUGAUGAACUACCUGCGCAUGGUAGAGUAUGAUGGGCUGACUGGGAGGGUCGAGUUUAACAGCAAAGGGCAGAGGACCAACUACACCCUGCGCAUCCUGGAGAAGUCCCGGCAGGGCCACCGCGAGAUCGGGGUAUGGUACUCUAACCGGACCCUGGCCAUGAAUGCCACCACCCUGGACAUCAACCUGUCGCAGACGCUGGCCAACAAGACGUUGGUGGUCACGACCAUUCUGGAGAACCCAUACGUCAUGCGCCGGCCGAACUUCCAGGCCCUGUCUGGGAACGAGCGUUUCGAGGGCUUCUGCGUGGACAUGCUGCGAGAGCUGGCCGAGCUCCUGCGCUUCCGUUACCGUCUGCGGCUGGUGGAGGAUGGGCUGUACGGGGCGCCGGAGCCCAACGGCUCUUGGACAGGCAUGGUCGGCGAGCUCAUCAACCGGCAGAAGGCGGACCUGGCGGUGGCGGCAUUCACCAUCACGGCCGAGCGGGAGAAGGUCAUCGACUUCUCCAAACCCUUCAUGACCCUGGGGAUCAGCAUCCUCUACCGAGUGCAUAUGGGUCGCAAGCCUGGUUACUUCUCCUUCCUGGACCCCUUCUCCCCUGCUGUGUGGCUCUUCAUGCUUCUCGCCUACCUGGCCGUCAGCUGCGUCUUGUUCCUGGCCGCAAGGCUGAGCCCCUAUGAGUGGUAUAACCCCCACCCGUGUCUGAGGGCGCGCCCCCACAUCCUGGAGAACCAGUACACGCUGGGCAAUAGCCUCUGGUUCCCCGUGGGGGGCUUCAUGCAGCAGGGCUCGGAGAUCAUGCCCCGGGCGCUGUCCACGCGCUGCGUCAGUGGAGUCUGGUCUGGAAGUCAGAAAGCCGAAAUCUCACUGGGCUCAAGUCCAGGUGGGGGCAGGGCUGGCUCCUUCUGGAGGCUCUAGGGGAGGAUCUGUUUGCCUGACUUUUCUAGCAUCUAGAAGCCACCUGCAUUCCUCGGCUAAUGGCUGCUUUCUCUGGCUCUGACCUCCUCCUUCCACUUAUAAGGACCCUUGUGAUACCACUGGGCCCACCCAGAUAAUCAGGGAUAAUCUCCCCAUCUCAAAUUCCUUAACUUCAUCAUAUCUGCAAAGGCCCCUUUACCCCGUAAGGGGACAUACUCAUGAGUUGCAGGGCUUCGGAUGGAGACAUCUCUGGGGGCAGGGGUCCUUCUGCCUACCACAUACCCCAGUUGCAACUAAAGCAAACAGGGCACGUGGGAGAGAACAGUAGGGAAUGUGGAUGCUCAGGGAAGCCUCCUUGAGGAGGUGACAUCUAGGCUGAGCCCUAAAGGCUAAAACAGAGGCGUCCAGGCCCAGGAGAUGGAGGAGCAUUCCAGACAGUCUACGGAGGCACGUGGCCCCACUGUGACAAAUCUGACCGAGUCUUCAGGUCAGGUGGUGGACGGGUGACCUCCUCUCUGCAGACCGUCCCUUCUGCUCCUCCGUCAGGGACCCCUUCCCCUGCUGGGUAUUCUCUGCCUGUACUCAUCACCAUCACCCCGGCAGCCUCCAGUCACACCCACCCCUGCCCCACUGGAGACUUUGACCCCAAGCUCACUCUCUUCUCCACCCUAAGUCCUUCCACACGUUCACUUGGUCACUUGGUCAGUGGAGGUCUCAACAGAUGUUUCCUAGUCUCUAACUG
Leptonychotes weddellii (Weddell seal) is the source of this 2999-nucleotide messenger RNA. The record is from RefSeq and is a predicted model, not a curated record. Lineage: Eukaryota; Metazoa; Chordata; Mammalia; Carnivora; Phocidae.